Molecule: messenger RNA, 2678 nt
Organism: Papilio polytes (common Mormon)
Lineage: Eukaryota; Metazoa; Arthropoda; Insecta; Lepidoptera; Papilionidae
Product: choline/ethanolamine kinase
Exons: 12
Coding region: 809-2320 (503 amino acids)
Biological process (GO): CDP-choline pathway; phosphatidylethanolamine biosynthetic process
Cellular component (GO): cytoplasm
Molecular function (GO): ethanolamine kinase activity; choline kinase activity
Source: RefSeq, a predicted model, not a curated record
AUAGUCAAUAGGGACAUACAUGAUUUCAAAUCCCUGUUUAAAAUACAUGAAUAUUGCAUACUAGUGUACAAGAAUAUCUUCUCUUCCAUCAGAUUAAUUAACAAUCACUAAAAUGGCUGGAUAUCGAUGGGUUGAGCUACCUCAAAAAUUAGAAACAAGGUCCAGGACAAGGCGUAGCUCUUUACGACGCAACACCGAUCAGUCCAGUCCUAGUCGACGUAGCCCUAGUAGCCCUGAACGGCUUUACUCUAGCCAGCGCAGCCCUGAACGGCGCAAUACUAAACCGCGCAGCCAUAAACGGCGCAAUCCUAAACCGCGCAGCCAUGAACGGCGCGACUCUAGCCGGCGCACCACUGAAAGGCCCAAUUCUAGACGGCGCAGCACUACCCGGCGUAGCUUUGAGCAACGCAGCCCUGAUCGUAGUCGUAGACGACGUAGAUCUAAUGUACACAACUCUGAUCAGCUCAGCCCUGAUCGAAAUAAAUGCAAACAAUGCGGCACUGUUCUGCAAAGUCCUGUUCGAUUUGACUAUACGUCUUUAGUUAAGACGAACCGGCCUGUCCCGGCUUGAAGCCCAAAUGGUGGUCAGCGCAGUCCCGGUGGUCUCUGCAGUGGUCAGAACAGUCCUGAUCGGCGCAGCCCUAAAUGGCGCAGUCCUAAACGACGCAGCUUGGAGGAGGGCAGAUCAAGUCGACCAACCUCCGGUCAGCGGUCACCUGCUCAAAAUAAUCUUGGUCAGCGCAAUGGUCACCGCAGUUCUGGUUGGAAGACCUCUAGUCCUCACAGGUAUUAUUCGGACUUCGACGUUAUGCGUGACAAUAUGCAAAUGUUUCUACAGAGAAUGAAUUUGCGUAAUCGCUCGACCAUGUCCAAAGAUAAACUGGCAAAAGCUGAGAAAGAUCUACGGGUGUGGAAACUGCAAAUGUGCGGCACCGAGGAGGAGAUGCGUGAGGUAGCUGGCAAGAUCUGUAGGAACUACCUUCACGGAGCAUGGAAGAGCGUUAAACCCAAGGAGCUAGUCUUCAGGCGUAUCAGCGGUGGUCUAUCAAAUUUCCUCUACUACGUGGCGUUACCCGAAAACGCAACAAAGCUUGGUGGCGGCUACCUGAUGCGAGAGACCUCACCCGACACGGAGCCGGAUGCGGCUGGGAUAAAGUUCCCCGGCAAGUCUAUGGGCAGAAUAGGAUCUUUCUCAAUUGAGGAGCCUACAAAGGUUUUAUUAAGAAUUUACGGUCAAGUUCACGGCGAACGCGCAAUGGACGCUAUAGUUACGGAAUCCGUCAUCUUCACAUUGCUGUCGGAAAGACGACUGGGUCCAAAGUUGCACGGCGUCUUUUCUGGUGGCAGAAUAGAAGAAUAUAUACCGGCGCGUCCUCUGCUAACAAGAGAAUUAGCUGAGCCGGCGCUGUCAAUGAAGAUAGCGGAGAAGAUGGCUGCGAUCCAUUCGAUGGACGUGCCUCUGUCCAAGGAACCCAACUGGCUUUGGAAGACGAUGGCCAAGUGGCUUCGCACUGUCAGGAGUGAACGUCUCACCAAAUAUGCUGUUGGAAAGAAUGAAGACGAAGAAGAGAUCAUAAAGCGCUUGAAGACGGUGGACUUUGAGAACGAGAUUGAGUGGCUCAAGAAAUUCAUCGAAACUAUUGAAUCUCCUGUUGUCUUCUGUCAUAAUGAUCUGCAAGAAGGCAACAUUCUACUUCUUGAAGACCUCCAGACGAAUACUGAUGAUGAGGAGACCACGGACUACGUGCAGACGUACAACGUGUCCCAGGAGAAGCAGGAGAAGCACGCCAGAUUGGAGCCCUUAGCGCAGUUUGAGGACACCAGCACUUCGGAUAGUGUCAUCAGUCAUAUAUCUGAUAGCGGGGAACCUAAAUUAGUACUCAUAGACUUUGAGUACUGCGCUUAUAAUUACAGAGGCUUCGAUAUCGCGAACCAUCUCCAGGAAUGGGCUUAUGAUUACACGAACCCUCAGACUCCCUUCUACUUCGAGAACCAGGAGAAUUGGCCCAAUCUAGAACAAAAGGAGAUAUUCAUCAAGGAGUACUUGAAGCACUACUUCACCAGCCCUUCCGAGGAGAAGGAACCCUCCAUAGAUGACAUCAACCAGCUCCUCACCGAGGUGGAGGCCUUCGCCCUCGCCAGCCACCUUUUCUGGAGUCUCUGGUCCAUCGUUAACGCGUCCAAAAGCCAAAUACCUUUUGGAUAUUGGGAGUACGGUCUAACCAGGGUAGAGACGUACCUUCGUCUAAAGCAGGAAGUUAUAAAAAAGGAAAAAUUCGGUUUCCCUCAAAAGAGGAAAAUAUGUGAAGUCGAUAUAUGAGAGGGUUGCAGCGCGCUCAGUAUAGGCUAGUGCUAUCCCGCUCUAACGGACUGUGAUGCUCGGGGGAGAGGGGGACGGACGAUGUGCGACAUUCGUGUCGGUCAACGAGGAUGUAUAUAAAACAAUAAAGUGCAAGUACUUUAAGUGUUAUUUAAAAUUGGGUGUAUUAUUGAACGUUUUCUGUGAUAUGUGAUAUUGAACAUCCUGUAUAUCGAUUGCUCCUACGUAAAUAUAUUUGAAAUGCAUAUUUUAUAAUUUAUCGAUUCGAUAUCGCAUCUAAAAUGAUGUGUUCUUCCGGCUCGAAGGACCAUUGAAUUAUUUUCACUGUUUUAGAAGAAAAUAGCAAAAAAGUCCUGAA